AUGAAGAGCAUUAAAACUAUAAAAGAAUUUGAAGAAGAAUUAAAACCGGAUCCCGAAUUACUUUUGUGGGAGAAAUGGAUACAGGUACGAAAAGAAGAAGCAAUGAAAAUAUCCAAAAAAGUUAAAAGGCCACAAAUAGAUUUAACAAUGAACUUAGUAGAAAAAGUUAGAGAGGAACGAGAGCGUAAAAUAGCAUUAGAACAUGCACAGAUAGAUAAGAAGCCAUCUUUGAGAGGAAGUCUUUGGGAGCAGCCACUAAGGUUACACCAGACAUGUGAGUGUGGGCCCAUUUAUGAAGUCCAAAGAACUGCAGCAGAAGUUGGUCGUCCUCAUAUUGUAAAACACAUUGGUGUACCGCGUCAAAUACAAGAGGAGGAAAAAGGUUUAAAAGGGGUCUCGGAAAGAAAUAAAUGCAAGAAACUGGAUGCAGAUUACCAAAGAUAUAGAGAAAAAAAAGAAUUCCUUUUAAAAGAUAAAUUAAAGAAAAUAGAUCCCUAUAGGCCAGAAAUAGACGGUUUGUUAGUCAUUGGUAAGAAACCUAAAUCUCCUCCACCUAGAAAACCUAAUAUACCUUCCAUAAAAGUAACAUCAUCCGCUAGUCGCUUAGAAGACUUUUCAAACAUCUACGCGGUUCGAAUUAACAAUACAAUAAUAUACAAGGAUCUUCCUGAACAAUGCGUGGAUCAUUUCACAAAAAUGCGGAGUGAGUGUUGGCACGAGGAUCGAACUUCUUGGAGUUAUUACUUUAAUGCGCCAGCCAACAUUGCCAGUAGAACUAGUUUGAUGCUUGAGAACCUUGGGACAAUCUCCUUGAGAUAUUGUUGGAAGAAAAUAAAAAAGACCAUACCAUUUAUACCCGAAGAUUAUUAUGAACAAGUUUACUUCUUCAAUAAAAACGAAAAUGUUCUACAUCCAGGGCAAAAAAUAAACAUUAACUUUACGUUUUUAUCUAAAAAACCUGGAGUUUUUAGUGAAUUUUGGGAACUCAACUUUUGUAAUAUAUGUUUCUUUGAUACACUAGCUCAUAAAUUUACCUUAAAUUUGUACGCUGAUGCUGUUGAAGAUAUCGAAGAAAUACUGCAAAAGGCUGGUUCCAUAAAAAAAUACAUUACAGAUCAAGUUUUAAUUGAUUAUAUUCGCAAGAUAUUACAAGAAAUACUCAUAAAAUCUACGGAAGAACAAUCAUUGAAGUAUCCUUAUAAAGACAAGUUAUUGGAGGCGGAUUUGUUUGUGAUGAAAAAUCCGGUAUGCUUCUAUCAUCAAACACAAGUGAUGAGGAUGAAGGAAUUGUAUUCAGAGAUGUUACCGAACGCUCCAUGGGACUUGUCCAUAACCACAUGGAGGGCACUAAUGAUGUCUAAAGGCUUUGAAGAACGAAUGACUUACUAUGAGCAUCUGAAAGAGUCUCAUGCUGAGUUAUUAAAGCCUUGGUAUGAAGGCGAAGAUUUAAUGAAGCAUAAGUAUCGAAUAACGAAACAUCUUUUAGGUCAUUUGGCUGAUAAGCUUGAUGAGGAAUAUGAUAGGUUGAGAAAGUUUUGGGUACACGACAGCAAUAUUUCCUUGAGCUCAAAAGUGCCAGUGACUGAAGGAACUUUAGCCGUCGUUGAGUCUGAGAAGUUGAGAAAUAUUUUCUAUCUACACGUUUACGACCACGUCGCAAUUACUGUCGAAGCUUUUUCCGGCAUCCUCAGUAGUUUGGAUUUGAAUCGAUGGAUAGAAUUCGAUUUCUGUCAGACGUGA
Bombyx mandarina (wild silkworm) is the source of this 1740-nucleotide messenger RNA. RefSeq names its product MYCBP-associated protein. Lineage: Eukaryota; Metazoa; Arthropoda; Insecta; Lepidoptera; Bombycidae. The record is from RefSeq and is a predicted model, not a curated record.